Molecule: messenger RNA, 4103 nt
Organism: Colletotrichum scovillei
Lineage: Eukaryota; Fungi; Ascomycota; Sordariomycetes; Glomerellales; Glomerellaceae
Product: calpain family cysteine protease
Exons: 2
Coding region: 955-3864 (969 amino acids)
Biological process (GO): proteolysis
Cellular component (GO): cytoplasm
Molecular function (GO): calcium-dependent cysteine-type endopeptidase activity
Source: RefSeq, a predicted model, not a curated record
CCUCAACCACAGCCGUGCGCGCCGUUCUUUGUCUCCGUCCAAGACAUCCACGCAACUCCCUUUCCGUCUUCUACCGUGGCACCAACAAAAUGGAAGAAAUCUGACACCCUUCGAUCCGAAGUACUGCCUUCUGGAACCCUGAAAUCGACCGGCUUGACGCCAAUAGAGACCCUUGCCCCACUCAAUGCCCGGUGCUCGACCUCGUCCAAGGAUAGAUGAAUUGAGUGAUACGGGGAAACAGGGGGAAGCAAUCACGACAAUCACCACAAGCCACGCCGGCCUGCUUGUUCUUUUACCGGGGCCCUUGAUGUCGCCAACCUACCGAGGCCAAUGGCGACAAUGGAUGUGGUUCCUCGACUUCCGACUCGAUGCCUUGGCUGCCUCGCAAUAGCCUAGAUGGCUACGGCUUCCCAUCAUCUACAUCCAUGUGGUGCGAGCCACCCUCCACCUUCGCCAUCCCGGUCACGGCCCCGGCCUCGACUCAUGCUUGUCAGAUCGUCCAAUACUUCCGGCGAGGCUGCCACGCUUUCGUUGGAGGUACCCAGUCCGCGACUCUUACGAGCUAGGUGAGCCCUCCUUCGUCUACAACGUACCCUCUUCCUCCGCCUUUUUGUUUCCCUUAUAAACUGUCUCGUCUUCCAUCCACGACUCGUACUCGUCUAUGCCUCUAAAGAUAUCCGCACCCUCCAUAACCUUCCUUCACCGUUCCACCUUGCUCGAGUCGGUCGUCUGUCUGUGCCAAGGCAUUAGACCGCCCUCAUUUCGCUCCAUCUUGCCGUAACUGACCCGUGUACAACAAUAAGCUCGGGACGUUUUCUGUAAGCUGGCAAUUCUAGAAAACAACUGCUCAGCUCCCACCUUCCACCUACCUCGUCCUCGACCGUUGUGAUUCCCUAGACUUGCGACAAACACCUAAUUCUCGAGCUUCCGUGUCCGCUCUACUACAUUCUUACCAUGCACGGCUACAGCUCUUCAGAAGAGUCGGAUGACCCUCGUCGCCCGCGCCCUGUGCCGGCAUCGACAAACACCACUGACAAGAAGAAGACGAAAAAGAAGAAGACGCCUCCGCAGCCCUCCAUCAACCAUAUUUGGAAGAAGUUCCAAGACAAAAAGUUCAACAAGGCUUUGGCUGUGCUACCAUUCGACCCUGUUCUGCCGCCAGCAAGCUCAGAGAAGCCCAAUGAGUUGCUUAGCGCCGGAUACGAACGAGCUGUCGAGGAGUGCCGCCGGAAAGUGAAGAAGAUUAUCCAAGAAUGUCGCAGAGUCAACAUGCGAUAUCGGGACCCUGGUUGGGAUCUGGACUGGGAUUUGAAGUGGGAAAAGGGUCACUGUCUCAACACUCUCGGCCAUACCAAAUGGCAACUUUCUAGAACGACUCUCUCCAACCCAAGCGCAUCUGUCCCCAAGGCAGUAAAGCGAGUUCACGAGAUUUUCGAGAAGCCAACCUUCUUGAAGAACGUCAAUGGCGGAGACGUGAAGCAGGGGAGCCUCGGGGACUGUUGGUUGAUGGCUACGCUGACUGCCCUUGCAAAUGUCGAGGGCGGCAUCCAGCGCAUUUGUGUCGAGUACGACACUCGCAUCGGCAUCUACGGCUUCGUCUUCUACCGAGAUGGCGAGUGGAUCUACUCCAUUAUCGAUGACAAGCUGUACCUGAAGUCCCCUUGCUGGGAUUCGCCUAGUAUGCAGCGGGAUCUCCUCCAACAGAUCGACCGAGAGGAUGUUGAGCGUGUCUACCGCAAGACCUACCAGACCGGAUCCAAGGCCCUCUUCUUUGCUCAGUGCAAGGACCAGAACGAGACUUGGGUGCCACUGAUUGAAAAGGCUUAUGCCAAGGCGCAUGGUGACUUCGCCUCGUUGGCUGGCGGUUGGAUCGGCGAGGGGUUGGAAGAUCUCUCGGGUGGUGUCACGACCGAGCUGCUUACAUCGGAUAUUCUCGACCUCGAGGGCUUCUGGGAAAACGAACUUGCCAAAGUCAACGAGGAGUUCCUCUUCGGCUGCUCUACCGGUCUCCUAGAUGGAGGCUAUGGUGAGAGGAAUGGCAUCUCGGAAGGCCACGCAUACGUUAUCAUGGAAGCUAGGACGCUCAAGUCCGGAGAGCGUCUGAUCAAGCUCCGCAACCCUUGGGGCAAGAUCCGCAAGGGCGUGUGGGAGGGUGCUUGGUCCGAUGGUUCCAAGGAAUGGACCAUGGAAGUUCAAGAGGAGCUUGGUCACCACUUUGGCAAUGACUCUGUCUUCUGGAUCAACUACGACGACUUCCUACGCAAAUUCCAACAUAUCGACAGAACCAGGCUGUUCCGUGACCCCGCUUGGAGGUGCGCUCAACGUUGGAUCGGCGUCGAGGUACCCUGGAAAUCCCAGUUUAACGAGAAGUUCCAGGUCAAGUUGUCCAAGGAUGGGCCGCUCGUCCUAGUUCUGACUCAACUUGACACGAGAUACUUCAAGGGACUCCAGGGACAGUACUCUUUCCGCAUCCACUUCCGGAUACAUGAGCGAGACCGCCCUGGUGCCGAGGACUAUAUUGUACGCUCCCACGGCAACUAUCUCAUGGACCGAUCCGUCUCUAUCGAGUUACCCGACAUGCCAGCGGGAGAGUACAGCAUCUUCAUGAGUGUCACUGGUGAGAGGGACACUAACAUCUCCUCUGUCGAAGAUGUGGUCAAGCGUGAGUGCAAGAAGCGCGUCGAGAACGACAAGCUGGCGCAAAUCGGUGCCGCGUACGACUUGGCUCAUAGCAAAGGCACUGCGCACCUCCAAGAGGUCGCUAGGCUGCGAAAGAUCAAGGAGCAGCAGAGAGCCUCCGAGUCUCGCCAAAAGGAGCGCCGCAAGCUCUGGGAGAGACGUCACACGAACCGCGAAGUCACCAAGCAGCAGACCAAGAAAAAUAACGAGAAGCGCGACCGCAAGCUUGCCAAGAAGGCGGAAGCAGCCAAGGCCAAGGCUGACCUUGAGGCCGCUCAAAAAGCCGCUGCGGAAGCCAAGAAGGCCGAAGAAGCGAAAGUUUUGGAAGAGGCAGAGGCGAAGAAGAAGGAUGCUGAGAAGCCCAAGGACCAAGCCGUCCAGACGGAAGUCGUCAAGGAAGAGCCCAAGGAUAUUGCUGCAGGUGACUCCAAGUCAGAUGGCACAAACGAGUCCAAGGAGGAAUCCAAGGACGAAGGCAAGCCGGAGUCUAAGCCUGAGUCCAAGGAAGAGUCCAAGGAUGAGGUCAAAAAGGAUGUUGCCGACGAUGAGCCUGCAGACAAGACCACUCCCGCCCCUACCCCUAAACCUGCUCCCGAACCGCCAGCGCAGAAGUCUUACGACUCGGAUGGCGAUUCAUCCGACUCGCCCAUCGAAGAUUGGGAAGAGCUGUACAGCGAGGAUGACAUGGUUAGAAAGCCACGCCUGACUCCCGCUGGACCACCCAAAAGACACGAUGAGCGUUACGAAUCUGAGGAGGAGGGUCUGCCUGAUCCCUGGAACGCCAUCUGCAUCGUCGGAGUGCGCGUCUACUCCAUGGAUGAGGACCUUGAAGUUCGUGUCGUCAUGGAAGGUGGCGAGCUUCUCGAGGGUGGCAUGGGCAAGAAGGGAGAGGCCGACAUCGACAACGCCCAGGUGAACGCGGGCGGAGAGCGCGAAAGGCUUGAUUCUGACAGCGCAGAAGCCGCGAAGACUGAUGUCGAUAUUGUGAUCCAGAAGACAGAAGAAUCGACUGAAGACGCCAAAGAUGACAAGGACGAGACGAAUGAAGACUCAAAGUCGGAAAAGUCAGACAAGAAUAGUGUCGACUCGACCGAUUACGACAAGCUACACUCCGGAACAUCGACACCAGACGUCGUUGCCACCCCGGAAGCUACCCCACUAGAGUCACACAAAGAGUUGUGCUAGAGGCCAUUAGACCGGUGUAGACGGACGACGUACACGAGGAGAGACGAUGGCAUAGAGAAGAUGUGCUCAUUUUGAAGAUUUUCUUUGCUUCCAUGGUGUCGUUUAUUUGAUUUCAUCCCUGGCCCAAGGGUCGUCGGAUAGCAUGAAGGGCGUUGACAUUGCGAGCGAGGCCAAGCAGCCAUAUGCAACUGUGUUCUUUCACAUGAUCUGGAUUUCAGACUUAGCAACGUAUAUACAUG